Hibiscus syriacus is the source of this 684-nucleotide messenger RNA. RefSeq names its product signal peptidase complex catalytic subunit SEC11C-like. Gene Ontology annotation, cellular component: membrane; signal peptidase complex. Bases 37 to 567 code for a protein of 176 amino acids. Gene Ontology annotation, molecular function: serine-type endopeptidase activity. The transcript is spliced from 8 exons. NCBI's taxonomy places the organism in Eukaryota, Viridiplantae, Streptophyta, Magnoliopsida, Malvales, Malvaceae. The record is from RefSeq and is a predicted model, not a curated record.
UUCUCAAAUUUGCAGGGCGCUUCGUGAAGAUCUUCAAUGGGUUGGAUUGAAGAAAACAUGAAAUUCACUAAUGUUAGAAAAAUUCUCUCUCAAGCCAUCAGCCUCGGAAUGGUUGUUUCAUUGGCGCUGAUGAUGUGGAAAGGAUUGACUUGCAUUACCGGAAGCCAGUCGCCGGUCGUGGUUGUACUAUCAGGGAGUAUGGAACCAGGUUUCCAGCGAGGCGAUAUCUUGUUCCUAUACAUUAAUAAGAAUCCUAUUCGCACGGGACAAAUUGUCGUCUUCAAUGAUGGGCGUGAUAUUCCAAUUGUUCAUCGGGUGAUUGAGGUUCAUGAGCACGAAGAUACUAAAGAAGUUGAUAUACUCACAAAAGGAGAUGCAAAUGAAGAUGAUGACAGGAUGUUGUAUGCAUCUAAUCACGACUGGUUGCAACAAAAAUACAUAAUGGGCAGAGCUGUCGGGUUCUUGCCUUAUGUUGGCUGGUUCACAAUCAUCAUGUCAGAAAAGCCUAUACUCAAGUACAUACUUGUGGGUGGAUUGGGAUUGCUGGUCCUUACCUCGAAGGAGUGAAGACGGUGGUAACAAUGUCAAUACGGAGGUUUUCCCAUUUUCUUGUAAACAGGGAAAAGGGUGUUAAAUAAGACUAUUGAACACCAUGGGCAUAUUAUUUUGGUAUAAUAACACAAA